Molecule: messenger RNA, 2373 nt
Organism: Cynoglossus semilaevis (tongue sole)
Lineage: Eukaryota; Metazoa; Chordata; Actinopteri; Pleuronectiformes; Cynoglossidae
Gene: grhl2b
Product: grainyhead-like transcription factor 2b
Exons: 16
Coding region: 322-2139 (605 amino acids)
Biological process (GO): regulation of transcription by RNA polymerase II; brain development; neural tube development
Cellular component (GO): nucleus
Molecular function (GO): DNA-binding transcription activator activity, RNA polymerase II-specific; RNA polymerase II cis-regulatory region sequence-specific DNA binding
Source: RefSeq, a predicted model, not a curated record
AAACCAAUAACAACAACAACAUUAGGCGUUAGCAACACGACGGGAGUUGAUUUAAAAUGAUUUAAAUCUAUAAAUAAAUUAUGCACAUUAGAGAAAGUGAAAGAGGACUUACCUGCAACCAGGUGUGUGUGUGUGAGUGAGAGAGAGAGAAAGAGGGUGAGAGAGAGAGAGAGGGGGAGAGAGAGAGAGAGACCUAGAGGGGAAGCGGGCGGAGGAAAGUCGACUUACCUGUAGCCCGACUUCUGCAGAUCACUGUGUCUAUGACCUGUUCCGACCUGAAAGUCCUGUUUCACAAGGAAGGAUCGGAGAGGAAGCGAAAAUAUGUCACAGGAGACAGACAAUAAACGUCUGGUGGUGGUAGUCCCCAAUGAGAGCUCCUUCCCUGCCGUGCGACGGGCCUACACCAGCGAGGAUGAGGCGUGGAGGUCGUAUCUGGAGAACCCUCUGACGGCCGCCACCAAAGCCAUGAUGAGCAUCAACGGGGACGAGGACAGCGCCAACGCCCUGGGCCUGCUCUACGACUACUACAAGGUGCCGAAAGAAAAGAGACUGCUGCCAGUUCCCAAAGUUGUUGAAAUCACAGAGGAACAGGAGAAGAGGACUACACUGCAGACCCCCCCCAACAGCCAAAGUGAGGGGGUGGAAACUGUGGACAACCGAGUUCAGGUCCUCAAGUCUGUCCCCGUCAACCUGUCCAUAAACACCGAGCACCAGGAGACCAAACGUGACCAAUUCAGCAGCUCCGCGGUGACGAGCACGAGCUCCGGAGCCGUGGUGAAGGCCGAGGUGUACACGUCAGUCUUCACGGCCGCUCCGUCGAUACACUACAGAGUGGAAGGAGACGAGUCGGCGAGGGUGAUCUACGAACAGAGCCCGUACGAGGCCACCACCGUCAGCCACAGCUCGUACAUCAAAGAGGACCAGCAGAGUCCACCAGACAGUCCGUACGAAGAGGAGAGAGAUGUGAAGUACCACACAUCUUCCUCUAUGGCUGCGGAUGACUUCUUAUUUCACCAGGAGCGAGUUGAUUUUCGCUACACGCUGGACGCCCCCCGAUCGCUGCGUCAGAAGCAGGAUGAGGGGCCGAUGACCUACCUGAACAAAGGCCAGUUCUACGCUGUGACGCUCAACGAACUGAGCACCAACAACCGUCUUCGUCACCCCAUCAGUAAAGUUCGGAGCGUGAUCAUGGUGGUCUUCAGCGAGGACAAGAACCGAGACGAGCAGCUUAAAUACUGGAAGUACUGGCACUCUCGGCAGCACACGGCCAAACAGAGAGUUCUGGACAUCGCUGACUACAAGGAGAGCUUCAACACCAUCGGGAACAUUGAGGAAAUCGCCUACAACGCCAUCUCCUUCACCUGGGACGUCAACGAAGAGGCCAAGAUUUUUAUCACCGUCAACUGUCUGAGCACAGACUUCUCCUCUCAGAAAGGUGUGAAAGGGCUCCCCCUAAUGAUCCAGAUCGACACCUACAGCUACAACAACCGUAGCAACAAACCACUGCACAGGGCAUACUCACAGAUCAAGGUCUUCUGUGACAAGGGUGCCGAGAGAAAAAUCAGGGACGAGGAGAGGAAACUGUUCCGAAAGAAGUCAAAAGGAAAGGAUGGUAGUGUAGGUGUCAUAACAGUUCCUAAAAAGGCCGACACCACCUACUUCAAAACAAUGACAGACCUGGAGGCUCAGCCCGUCCUGUUUAUCCCUGAUGUCCACUUUGGAAACCUACAGAGGGCUGGACAGGUGUUCACGUUCAACACAGAGGAAAUAGAGAGAGAAGGCGGAGUGUUGGUGAAGAGGAUGUUCAGGGCGUCAGAAGAAGAUUUGUGUCCGUCGCCUCACAAACAGAUCAAAGAGGAGACGCACAAGAGAGUGCUGUUGUACGUGAGGAAAGAGUCGGACGAGGUGUUUGACGCCCUGAUGCUGAAGUCUCCCACCCUCAGAGGACUGAUAGACGCGAUAUCAGAGAAGUACGGCGUGCAGACGGAGAGAAUAACCAAAGUGUACAAGAAGAGUAAAAAGGGGAUUCUGGUAAACAUGGACGACAACAUCAUCGAGCACUACUCCAACGAAGACACCUUCAUCCUGAACAUCGAGAGCCACACAGACGCCUACAAGAUCACGCUGACGGAGAUCUGACGUCUCGUCAGCAGAGCCAAAGGACUGCAGGAUUCAAAGAAAAAAAUAAAAAAUAAAUAUAUGCAAACUGUGACUGACUGGGGGGACUGGAAUCUACUGGGCUGCUAUGGACUGGAGAUAAGCUGGAUGUGAGACUGGUGACCUCUGACCCUCCUGGUCUUUCUUUGACACUGUUACACAAUGAAGCAAGAUGUAUUUCCUGUGCAGGACAAUUGUAUACAAUUUUCUUUUUUU